CGUUUCAACACACCACCGCGCACUAGACUGCAGCCUCUUCGCCUUCAAACUCGGAGGGAGAUUAAAAAAAUAAGAGUACGAGAGGAAGCAGAACCGGCGUCGAACAUAACAUGUCCCUCCUCCGUCCACUAGGUUUUCUAUUGUCUUGUCAACACAGUCGCUACUAGUUAGCAACCGCGUUAGCAGCAUCAGCUGGCGAGACUGGACCUUUCUCUCAUUUUCAAGAAUCUCAAAAAAAGAAAACGGCGUUAUUCUGCUCGAAUGAUUUCUUUCCGUUGGAUAAAGGAGUUGGAAUGACGUCGUAAAAACGAGAACGUGCGUCAACAACAACGCGUGAGACGUGUUGUCUUGGAUACAAACAAGAGUGGAUGAGGUUGGAUAUGUACAUGCCAGUUUAGAACCCUGGUCCAAUGGAGAAGAGGGACAGGAAGCCGGGAUAUUUUGCCAGGCUAAAGAGGCGGAGACAGCUGAAGCAGAGCCAGUCGGAGAAAACCGCCAACGAGCUCAGCGCCUCGGUCAUCGCCUGCGCGGACGUCCCGAAAGACUGCGAACCCAACAACAAAUCCGGGUUGCCAAGAACAACAACCGUUUCAGCUGACGGCUGUAAAACUAAUAACCCGCCAAAGAGGGAGAAAAGGAGACCACCAGGGACAGUGGAAUUUAUUGUGGGACCGACCGAUUCCCUCAACAGCAUCGCCCUCAACUUCAACAUCACCCCGAAUAAGCUGGUGCAGCUGAACAAGCUCUUCAGUCAAAGUGUCUACCCCGGUCAGAAGUUGUUUGUCCCUGACGUAACCCGGACGGAAGGCAAGUCUCAGACAUCCGCCGAACCGUCCCUCAAGAAUGGGCUCUCUGUGGAGACAAUGCAUGACGCCAGUCCCAACUGUUGUUCGGCGCGGUCUAUCCGACGUCAGCUCUCCCCGAAUUCGGAAGACGAGAGCCCGGCGACGGUGAAGUUCAUCAAGAUGAGUUGCAAGUACUUCACCGAUGGAAUGGGAGUUGUCGGCGGCGUCCUGAUCGUGACGCCCAACAAUAUCAUGUUCGACCCCCACAAGUCAGACCCCCUUGUCAUCGAGCACGGUUGUGAGGAGUACGGCCUCAUCUGCCCCAUGGAGGAGGUGGUUUCCGUGGCACUUUAUGACGACGUUUCACGCAUGAAGUUGAAAGACGCGCUACCAUCCGACCUACCCCGGGAUCUGUGUCCUGUCUACAGGCCCGGCGAGUGGGAGCAGCUGCCCUCAGAGCGGGAUCUGAACCCCUUCAGUCGCUACCAAUCGCUGGAUGCUAAGCAGCCUAUCAUCUUGGAUGACCUGGAGUCGGCUCUCUCUGAAACAGUCAGUACGGAAGGAGAACAGACCGACAAAUCUCCAUCAGAUGAAGGCUUCACCGAAUUGGAGCCUACAAUCAACGGGAGCACUGAAGAAUCGGAAGCAACACCCUUAAAAACUCCUGAAAUCACCCAAAGAUCCCAAAGCGAAGAGGACGCACAGGACAAGCCGCUUCUUCGCAAAAUUAAAGGGAAACUAGAUGACGACGAGGAUGAAGGAUUAGCCCAGAAUAGCUCAGUUGAAGAGGGAGAGUCCAUUCAGUCCUCGCUAGAGAACACAACCAAAGAGGAGACUUCAAAAAUUUCGAUGGAGGGCGAGAAAGCAACGCCGGAGAUUCCUGAGGAUCCUCCGAGAACAUUGAGACCGGAGGAAUUCAGCGAGCAGGACAAACGGAGAAAGAGCUACGACGCCGAGGUCAAAUCGUGGUUGAUGGAAAGGAUUCAGGCUCCGAUCGAAGACAUGCUUUUGUCCUCUGAAGAGAAGAGCAAGAACCCACCCAUGUUCCUGUGCUUCAAAGUGGGAAAACCCAUGAGGAAGUCAUUCGCCACGGGGAUGACGUCCAGCCCAGCGUACUCCUUCGGUAGCUUGGGAAAGCAACCAGAAUACUGGUUUGCUGUACCGCAGGAGAGAGUGGACCACUUGUACGCCUUCUUUGUCCAAUGGUCUCCCGACGUUUACGGCAAGGAAGCGAGGGAGCAAGGCUUCGUCGUGGUGGAGAAGGACGAGCUAGACAUGAUCGAUAAUUUCUUCGGCGACCCUGCUUCGUGUAGUUGGGAGAUCAUAACCAUCGACGAGGCUAAGCGGAGGCAGAGUUUCGGCAGCUGCGACGGCGAACUCGCUGCGGACGGCUUGCCGUUGAUGAGCGACGCUAGCUAUCUAUUGCAGGACACACAUUUAGAGAAGCUGGCCUGUCGCUUGCCGGCCCGGGUUCAGGGUUACCCGUGGCGGCUAGUCUACAGCACUGUAAAACACGGCACUAGCCUCAAGACGCUCUACCGGAAUCUGCUUGAUGUGGAUAAUCCGGUUCUGCUGGUCAUCAAAGACCUGGAUAAUCAGAUCUUUGGGGCGUUCUCCACUCAUCCCUUCAGAAUAAGCGAACAUUGCUACGGCACUGGCGAGACGUUCCUCUAUAGCUUCUGUCCUGAAAUCCAGGUGUACCGUUGGACAGGAGAGAACUCGUAUUUUGUCAAAGGCAAUAUUGACUCAUUGCAGAUGGGAGGAGGAGGCGGUCAUCUGGGUCUCUGGCUGGAUGCCGAGCUGUACCGAGGCACCACCACUAAAUGCGCCACCUUCAACAACCAGCCCCUCUCCUCUCAGCAGGACUUCAACAUCCACAGUCUGGAGGUGUGGACCUUCGAGUAGCUCCCGCCGCCUGUUUUCCCAAACGUUUUCUCGAUUCCAAAACUGUUUCAAGUAGCUGCCUGAAAUGACACUUCAUAUUCCGCGAGGCCCCCGGACUUCUGGUCAUCGCUCUCGCUCGGUUAGCUGCAUGCACUGCCUUACUGCCACAACAUUGUCAGGAAGGAACAUUUGGAGCUCGCAAAAGCUUUUAGGUUAAACCAGUGUUUCCUGCUUAAUUGAGUCAAAACAUCAUGAAAAUGUCACAAAAUGUGGACUUGUUUAGUUGCCAUUGAUAGUAAAAAAAAAUUCAUCAAUAAUGGUUUAAUCUAAUUAAUCUCAUUUUUAAUCUCACUUCAAAACUACUAAAAUGCGCCCUUAAUUUGAGGUAAUUUCCAUUUAACUCAUUAGCUUCCAUUUAGGGUGAAAAUGGAAUUAAACUAAUCUUAUUUUUAAACUCACUCAAAAUUGCUGGAAAAAUAACUCAAUUUUAGGUUCUUUUCAUUUCAAUUAAAAGUAACUUAAGGUUGAGGGGCCUUUACAGCUAUAUUUUGGAGAGAUUAAAAAUGAGAUUAAUUUGUUACAGAUCUUUUUUUUUUUUGUUUGUUUAAAUCUUUAUUUUAAAUCUCAACAGCGCUAGACAUAAAAAUCUCUAAAUCGCAUCUUUGUAUUGAUUGAUAGUGGAAAAAAAUGAAUUAUGAUCUUUAAUGAUUUAAUCAAAUUAAUCUCAUUUUUAAUCUCACUUUCAAAACUGCUAAAAUGCGCCCUUGUUUUGAGGUAAUUUCAAUUACCUCAUUAGCUUCCAAUUUGGGUGAAAAAGGAAAUAAUUUUAUUAAUCUUAUUUUUAAUCUCACUCAAAAUAGCUGGAAAAAUAACUCGAAUUGAGCUUUUUGUUUCAAUUAAUAGUAACUUUAGGUUGAGGAGCCUUUACAGCUAUAUUUGGGUGAGAUUAAAAAUGAGAUAAAUUACAUUAAUUCGUUAAGGAUCUUAUUAUUUUUUUUUGUCUGUUUAAAUCUUUAUUUUAAAUCCCAACAGCACUAGACAUAAGAAUCCGUAGGUCACAUCUUGGUAUUGAUUGAUAGUGGGGAAAAAAUGAAUGAAUAAUUAUGAUCUUUUAUGAUUUAAUCUAAUUAAUCUCAUUUUUAAUCACAGUUCAAAACUGUUAAAAUGCACCCUUAAUUUGAGGUAAUUUCCAUUUAACUCAUUAGCUUCCAUUUAGGGUGAAAAUGGAAUUAUAAAUAAUCUCAAAUUCCAGCCUUUAGAGCUAUAUUUAGGUGAGAUUAAGAAUGAAUUUAAUUAAAUUUAUUUAUUACAGCUCAUAUUUUUUUUUUGCUUAAAUCUUUAUUUUCAAUAUCAACAGCACUAGACAUAAAAAUAUGUAGGUAGCAUCUUGGUGUUGAUUGAUAGUGAAAAAAAUGAAAUAACAAUUCUGAUCUGUUGUGGUUUGAUCUAAUUAAUCUCAUUUUUAAUCUCACUCCAAAACUGCUUAAAUUCGCCCUUAAUUUGAGGUGAUUACCAUUUAACUCAUUAGCUUCCAUUUAGGGCGAAAAGGGAAUUAAUCUAAUUAAUCUCAUUUUUAAUCUCACUCAAAAUUGCUGAAAAAAAUAACUCAAUUGGAGCUUCAUUUCAAUUAAAAUUAAUUUAAGGUUAAAGGGCCUUUCUAACUAUAUUUGAGUGAGAUUAAAAAUUUAGAUUAAUGAGAUUAAUUUGCUAUAGAUCAUAUUUUUUUGGUUUGUUUAAUCUUUAUUUUAAAUCUCAACAGCACUAGACAUAAAAAUCCAUAGGUCGCAUCUUGGUAUUAAUGAUAGUGGAAAAAAAUGUAUUAAUAAUUAUGAUCUGUAAUGAUUUAAUCUAAUUCAUCUCAUUUUUAAUCUCACUUCAAAACCGCUCAAAUGCGCCCUCAAUUUGAGGUAAUUUACUUUGAACUCAUUAGCUUCCAUUUAGGGUGGAAAAGGAAUUAAUCUAGUUAAUCUCAUUUUUAAUCUCACUCAAAAUCGCUGGAAAAAUAACUCAAAUUGAGUUUUUCAUUUCAAUUAAAAAUAACUACGUUGAUGGGGCCUUUACAGCUAAAUUUGGGUGAGAUUAAAAAAUUUGAUUAAUUCGUUACGGAUCAUAUUUUUUGUUUGUUUGUUUAAAUCUUUAUUUUAAAUCACAACAGCGCUAGCCAAAAAAAUCCAUUGGUCGCAUCAUGGUGCCUUCACUGUCACCGUUGCACCAGACAAAAUUUAUAAAUGUUGGGAAUCACUGGGUUAAACUAAUAGCCAUUGUAUGAAUGUAUAACAAAUAAUCAUACGGAAAGUGGAUGCUUGAUGUAAAUUCCUAGAAAAAGGAAGCUGAGAUUCGUCCUUUUCCCCUUCAGGAUUUGUUGAAUCAUUGUUUACAAACGCUGCACUUGCCUCAUUUUGAAUUCGACUGACGUUCCCUCAACGUAACCGCAAAGUGUUUCCAUUCCACGCCAAAAUAUUGGUUCCGUUUCAUAUGAUUUGACAUUUUUUUACUUUCAUUUUUCGUUCUAUUUCUACGAGCAGCACCACUUUUUUUACGCUUGUACUUUUAUAGAAAUAUCGUGCUUUACAGUAUAUAUAUUUUGUGACUGAUGCAAGCCAAUAAGCACUAUACAAAGAUAUUUCCCCCCCUUUUCUGUCACUUUUUUGCACUAGAUAGAGGAUUUAAAGGCACCUAAAUUAUGACUGAAUGUUAUCCUGACACCACUACAAAAAGGGAACCAACCCGCUGGGCGUCGCUGCACUCUUGACAUGCCACUAAAAAGUAAUUUGAUGUGUAUCUGACACUGCUUUGUAAGUGCAUGGAUAUACUAUGCCAUACCAAUGCCAGUUAUAGCGACCUGUGCGUAAAUGAGCUCUUGUGUUAUAGUUGUUACUGUGAAUGCGACCCAAGUAUUAUCAUUUGUGAAUACAAAAACUGCUGUCUUCUGUGAGUGAGGGAUCUAUUUAUUGUUGUUGUUAUUGCAACUACAUUAAACAUGAAUAAAUGUGGUAUAGAUAUAUGGAAAUGUUGACAUUGGAAGUGUUUAAUGCAGUACUUUUCAAAUAGUGGGGUGCUGAACAAUGCCGGGAGUGGCAAAUGUGAGCUUGGGAAACAUACUUUUUUUGCCGUAUUAGAACAAAGUGUAAUUGCACAUCCACUCAGUGGGUGGCAGUGACACUCUCAUUUUCAGAGUGUGUAGUAUUUUUGAACCAAACAGGACUACACAGCAAAGAGCACUGGAGAUGUGAAGAGCCAAGACGAGGAAAUAUGAC
Molecule: messenger RNA, 5926 nt
Organism: Corythoichthys intestinalis (scribbled pipefish)
Lineage: Eukaryota; Metazoa; Chordata; Actinopteri; Syngnathiformes; Syngnathidae
Gene: ncoa7b
Product: nuclear receptor coactivator 7
Exons: 17
Coding region: 411-2690 (759 amino acids)
Biological process (GO): response to oxidative stress; regulation of transcription by RNA polymerase II
Cellular component (GO): nucleus
Source: RefSeq, a predicted model, not a curated record